Uloborus diversus is the source of this 816-nucleotide messenger RNA. RefSeq lists its product as uncharacterized. Lineage: Eukaryota; Metazoa; Arthropoda; Arachnida; Araneae; Uloboridae. The transcript is spliced from 5 exons. Bases 120 to 701 code for a protein of 193 amino acids. The record is from RefSeq and is a predicted model, not a curated record.
AGCAAGACCCUUUAUCACAGUUUCCUGCUUCAGGCUUUGACCAAACAGUACAUAAUCACCACCCUUUGCUUAAAGUUUCAAGGUCCUUUCGCCAUUCUACGACGAUCUUUACAGUCAACAUGUGGUUUUCAUUACUGUUGGGUUUAUUUGUAGCAGUUGCUUCAGCAGUAGACGAGAGUUGCGAUGUGUCGAAAUACGUAGAAUGUAUGGAGCCGAUGCACAAUGCUACUGUGGGCCACCCCCAUGGUUUAUUUCAGGAUGAAGAGGAUCUGGCAACAAGCUGUCCAAUUAUCAAGAACGGCAUAAAGUGCAUUAAAGACUUCGUUGCAAAAUGCGGCAGUGACAUGAUUGCGGAAAAUUACCAGGAUCAGUUCGAGAAACCUGCUGAGUUGCUGACAAAAAUAUGUGAUUAUCAGUCAACGCUACGAAAAGAAUAUUUGAAAAUUUCGCCGUGCUUAUUGGAAAAUAAUGACGACUUUGAAAUAUGUUCAGUAAAAGUUCAGGAGUUUUUGGGAUACCAUGAAGCCAAUACAGUUGAAAAGGAACUCACCAUGACAUGCAUGUACGAACUAAUGCUAAGGGCUUGUUUGAUGAGUACUGGAGCUGAGAAGUGUGGAAUGGAAGCGGCUAGCUUGAUCCGUCAUGUGUUGCUCUACUCACCGUCUUUGGGCAUGGAAACGUGCUCAAGAACCACUGCUUAGCAAAGAAGGUAUUGAUAAUAUCGAUUCAGUCGAUAUGAUGUUCGUCAAAGCCAAUGGUUAACGAAGGCUACAGCUAUUUGAUUUCUGUAAAAUGAUGUGACUUUUAUAUGAGAAA